UGAAGCCGGGGGGCAGUCGGGCGGGUCGCAGGCUGCCUUUUUUAGGAAUAUCUCACUUUCGCCGGCGACGUCUCCACAAUGCUGGCGGGCCACCGGGAGAGCAGCAGGGCCGGCUUUGCCCGGAAGAAGCCGCUCAAGAUGAACAUGGUGAAGAGGAUCAUGGGCCGGCCGCGGCAGGAGGAGUGCAGCCCCCAGGACAACGCGCUGGGCCUCAUGCACCUGCGGCGCCUCUUCUCCGACCUGUGCCACCCGCCCCGUCACAUGACCCAGAAGGAGCAGGAGGAGAAGCUCUACAUGAUGCUGCCCGUCUUCAACCGGGUGUUUGGAAGCGCGCCUCCCAGCACGAUGACGGAGAAAUUCUCUGACCUGCUGCAGUUCACCACCCAGGUGUCCAGGCUGAUGGUUACCGAGAUCAGACGGAGGGCGUCCAACAAAUCAACAGAGGCAGCCAGCCGGGCCAUCGUCCAGUUCCUGGAGGUGAACCAGAGCGAGGAGACCAGCCGGGGCUGGAUGCUGCUGACCACCAUCAACCUGCUGGCCUCAUCAGGACAGAAAACGGUGGACUGCAUGACGACGAUGUCGGUGCCCUCCACGCUGGUGAAGUGUCUGUACCUGUUCUUCGACCUGCCGCACAUGUCCGAGCCUCCCGGGGCCGCGCAGACGGAGCUGUCCCUGGCUGAACGCCGCGCCCUGCUGCAGAAGGUCUUUGUACAGAUCCUGGUGAAGCUGUGCUGCUACGUGUCCCCGGCGGAGGAGCUGGCCCAGAAGGACGACCUGCAGCUGCUGUUCAGCGCCAUCACCUCCUGGUGUCCCCCGCACAACCUGCCCUGGAGGAAGAGCGCCGGGGAGGUGCUGACCACCAUCUCCCGACACGGCCUGAGCGUCAACGUGGUCAAGUACAUCCACGAGAAAGAGUGCUUGUCGACGUGCGUCCAGAACAUGCAGCAGUCAGAUGACCUCUCACCCCUGGAGAUCGUGGAGAUGUUCGCGGGACUGUCCUGCUUCCUGAAGGACUCCAGCGACGUGUCCCAGACGCUGCUGGACGACUUCCGCAUGUGCCAGGGGUACACCUUCCUCUGCGACCUGGUGCUCAGGUUAGAGCAGUCCAAAGAGGAUGACGCCAAAGACGCCCUGAAGGACCUAGUGAACCUGGUGACGUCUCUGACCACGUACGGCGUGAGCGAUCUGAAGCCGGGCGGGCUCACCACGGGAGCGCCCUUUCUCCUGCCCGGCUUUGUGGUCCCACAGCCAUCCGGAAACGGGCACACGGUGAGGAACGUCCAGGCCUUCUCCGUGCUCCAGAACGCCUUCCUGAAAGCCAAGAGCAGCCGCCUCACCCGUACAAUCCUGGACGCCAUCGGCAACAUCUACAUGGCCGACAACGCCAACUACUUCAUCCUGGAGUCCCAGCACACGCUGUCCCAGUUCGGCGAGAAGAUCGCCAAGCUGCCCGAGGUGCAGGCCAAGUACUUCGAGCUGCUGGAGUUCGUGGUGUUCAGCCUGAACUACGUGCCGUGCAAGGAGCUGUUCAGCGUGAGCGUGCUGCUGAAGGCCAGCACCUCCUACCAGUGCAGCAUCACGGCCACGCGCACCCUACUCAAGUUCGGCCGCCACGACCCCGUCUUCAGCGACGUCUUCCGCGAGGUGGGCCUGCUGGAGGUGCUGGUCAACCUGCUGCACAAGUACGCCGCCCUGAUGAAGGACCCCGCCCAGGCCCACAACGAGCAGGGCGCCGAGGAGGGGCGGCUCGCCGGGCGCGGAGAGAUCCCAGAAGGUGGGUCCAAGAACAACAGUGUGGCGGAAGAGCAGAAACAGCUGGCCUGGCUGGUGAUGGAGACCCUAACGGUUCUGCUCCAGGGGUCCAACACCAAUGCAGGUCUUUUCCGGGAGUUCGGAGGCGCCAGGUGUGUCCACAACAUUGUGAAGUACCGUCAGUGUCGCGAGCACGCGUUGAUGAUCAUCCAGCAGCUGGUGCUGUCCCCGAGCGGGGACGAUGACAUGGGGACUCUGCUGGGACUCAUGCAUUCUGCACCCCCGACGGAGCUGCAGCUCAAAACCGACAUCCUCAGGGCUCUCCUGGCGGUGCUGCGGGAGAGCCACCGCACCCGGACCGUCUUCCGCAAGGUGGGCGGCUUCGUCUACAUCACCUCCCUGCUGGUGGCCAUGGAGACGUCCCUCUGCUCGCCGCCCCGGAACGGCUGGGAGAAGGUGAACCAGAACCAGGUGUUCGAGCUGCUGCACGCCGUCUUCAGCACGCUGACGGCGGCCAUGCGCUACGAGCCCGCCAACUCCCACUUCUUCCGCACCGAGAUCCAGUACGAGAAGCUGGCCGACGCCGUGCGGCUGCUCGGCUGCUUCUCCGACUCCAAGAAGGUGGCGCCGGCCGGGGCGCUGCCCUCCAACGCCCAGCCCUUCCAGCGGCUGCUGGAGGACGAGCCGCUGGCCGCCGACAGCGUCUGCCCCCGCCUCAGGCACUGCAGCAAGCUCUUCAUCUACCUGUACAAGAUGGCCACUGACUCCUUCGACAGCCGUGCAGAGCAGGUGCCUCCCUGCCUGACGCUCGAGACCUCCCUGCCCUCCCCCUGGGGCACGCCGGCACUCGCCAGGAAGAGACAUGGCUACCAUGGUUACCAUGGCUCCGCCUCGUCCGCGGCGCUGCCUGCGAAAGCCACCGUAGAUGCCAAGCUCCACCAGGGGAACCCAUCCCAGCUGUCCUCCGAGUCUGUGGUCAUCCAUCCCGGGGCGGGCCUGGCCAUGCUGGACCUGCUGGCCUCCGUCAGCUCCGACGCUCAGCCCGAGCAUGCCCUGGACCUGCAGCUGGCGGUGGCCAACAUCCUGCAGCUGCUGGUGCACUCGGAGCGGAACCAGCAGGUCCUGUGCGAGUCGGGCCUGCACUCGCGACUGCUGCAGCGCUGCAGCAGCGCCCUGGCGGACGAGGACCACCCCCUGCACCCGCCCCUGCAGAGGAUGUUCGAGAGGCUGGCCUCGCAGGCGCUGCAGCCCAUGGUGCUCAGGGAGUUCCUGCGGCUGGGGAACCCGCUGAACUGCGGAGCCUGGGACAAGAAGCUGCUGAAGCAGUACCGGGUCCACAAGCCCAGCUCCCUCAGCUACGAGGCGGAGAUGCGAAACAGCAUGACGAUGUCCACCGAGGGCUUCGGGCCCGACAGCGUCUUUGCCGUGACGACAGAGGACAACAGCCAGUACCGCAUCAGCAGGAGCCUGGUCCGCUCGCCCGAGGGCAGCACCGUGCCGCUGACCCGCGUCAAGUGCCUGGUCUCCAUGACGACGCCGCACGACAUCAGGCUGCACGGCUCGUCGGUCACCCCGGCCUUUGUGGAGUUCGACACGUCUCUGGAAGGCUUUGGCUGUCUCUUCCUGCCCAGCUUGGCUCCCCACAACGCGCCGACCAAUAACGUCAACGCGUCAGGGGUCAACGAUGGGGCGGUGGUCAGCGGAAUCGGAAACGGGGAGCGACUCUUCCCCCCUCCCUCGGGGCUGAGCUACUCCACCUGGUUCUGCAUCGAGCGCUUCAGCACCCCGCCGCAGCACCACCCGGUGCGGCUGCUGACGGUGGUGCGCCGGGCCACCUCCUCGGAGCAGCACUACGUGUGCCUGGCCGUCGUGCUGUCCGCCAAGGACCGCUCGCUCACCGUCUCCACCAAGGAGGAGCUGCUGCAGAGCUACGCGGACGACUUCUCAGAGGAGUCCUCCUUUUACGAGAUCCUGCCCUGCUGCGCCCGCUUCCGCUGCGGUGACCUCAUCAGCGAGGGACAGUGGCACCACCUGGUGUUGGUGAUGAGUAAAGGCAUGCUGAAGAACAGCACGGCCGCGCUCUACAUCGACGGCCAGCUGGUGAACACGGUCAAGCUCCACUACGUCCACAGCACGCCGGGCGGCUCAAGCUCCACCAACCCGCCGGUGGUGAGCACGGUGUACAGCUACGUCGGCACGCCCCCCGCCCAGCGGCAGCUGUCCUCGCUGGUGUGGCGGCUCGGCCCCACCCACUUCCUGGAGGAGGUGCUCCCCGCCACCAGCGUGUCCGCCGUCUACGAGCUGGGCCCGGACUACGUGGGCAGCUUCCAGGCCGUCUACCUGCCCUGUAAAGACUCCAAGGCGGAGGCCUCCCCUCCUUCGCCCGUGGCCCUGGUUCCUGAGGAGAAGGUGUCCUUCAGCCUCUACGCCCUGUCCGUCUCUGCCCUCACCGUGGCCAAGAUCAGGAAGGUCUAUAACAAGCUGGACAGCAAAGCUAUCGCCAAGCAGCUGGCGGUGUCCUCCCACGAGAACGCCACGCCGGUCAAGCUGAUCCACAACGCGGCCGGUCACCUCAACGGCCCCGCGCGGACGGUGGGGGCCGCGGUCAUCGGCUACCUGGGUGUCCGCGCCUUUGUCCCCAAGCCGGUGGCCACAAAUCUGCAGUACGUCGGAGGCGCGGCCGCCAUACUGGGCCUGGUUGCCAUGGCGUCAGACGUGGAGGGGCUGUACGCAGCAGUGAAAGCGUUGGUCUGCGUUGUCAAGAGCAACCCGCUGGCGAGCAAGGAGAUGGAGCGGAUCAAAGGGUACCAGCUCCUGGCCAUGCUGCUGAAGAAGAAGCGCUCUCUGCUGAACAGCCACAUCCUCCACCUGACCUUCUCCCUGGUGGGGACCGUGGACAGCGGCCACGAGACCUCCAUCAUCCCCAACUCCACCGCCUUCCAGGACCUGCUCUGCGACUUCGAGGUUUGGCUUCACGCGCCGUACGAACUGCACCUCUCCCUGUUCGAACACUUCAUCGAGCUGCUGACCGAAUCCAGCGAGGCGGCGAAGAACGCCAAACUGCUGCGCGAGUUCCAGCUGAUCCCCAAACUGCUGCUGACCCUGCGGGACACGUCCCUGUCCCAGCCCACCAUCGCCGCCAUCAGCAACGUCCUCAGCCUGCUGCUGCACGGCUUCCCCAACAGCUACGACCUGCUGAGAUUUGGCCAGUUCAUUUCCUCCACUCUGCCCACGUUCGCGGUCUGUGAGAAAUUCGUCGUCAUGGAGGCCAGCAACGAGGAGAAAAUCGAUGGAGGAAACGAAGAUGAUUUCGGGGGGCUUCUCUCCGCCAAUCUCAUCUUGCUGCGGAACAGGCUCCUGGACAUCUUGCUCAAACUGCUCUUCAACUCCAAAGAGAAGUGUGCUGUUAACAUGCAGGCGUGCGAGGAGCUGGUGCGCACGCUGGGCUUCGAUUGGCUGCUGAUGUUCAUGGAGGAGCACCUGCACUCCAGCACCGUGACGGCCGCCUUGCGCAUCCUGGUGGUGCUGCUCAGCAACCAGCCCAUCCUGGCCCGCUUCAAGGAGGGGCUCAGCGGAGGCGGCUGGCUGGACCACACCGACUCGGUGCUCACCAACAAGAUCGGCACCGUCCUGGGUUUCAACGUGGGCCGCGGCGCCGGGGGCAAGUGCACGGUGCGGGAGAUCAACCGGGACGCCUGCCACUUCCCCGGGUUCCCGCUGCUCCAGAGCUUCCUGCCCAAGCACACCAACGUGCCCGAGCUGUACUUCCUGCUGAUGGCGCUCUUCCUGCAGCAGCCUGUCACGGAACUGCCUGACAGCCUGCAGGUAAAUUUUGACCUGGACUCCAUCUGGACGUUCAUCUUCGGCGUGCCGGCCUCCAGCGGGACGGUGGUGGGGUCCGUUCACAGCGUGUGCACCGAGGCGGCCUUCCUCCUGCUGGCCAUGCUGCGCAGCAUGCUCAACCUGCCCUGGCAGUCUGAAGAGGAGGGCUCCUGGCUCAGAGAGUACCCCGUGACUCUGAUGCAGUUCUUCCGCUACCUCUACCACAACGUGCCCGACCUGGCGCCCAUGUGGGUCAGCCCCGAGUUCCUGUGCGCCCUGGCAGCCAGUGUCUUCCCCUUCAACAUCAGGCCCUACUCCGAAAUGGUGAGCGACCUGGACGACGAGGCGGGCUCUCCGACCGAGGAGUUCAAGGCCUUCGCGGCGGACUCGGGCAUGAACCGCAGCCAGUCCGAGUACUGCAACGUGGGCUCCAAGACCUUCCUGACCAACCACCCCGCCAAGAAGUACGUCUUCGACUUCAUGAGGGCGCUCAUCAUGGACAACCUGUGCAUGACCCCCGCCAGCAAGCAGACGCCCACCGUCGACCUGCUGCUGGAGGCUUCCCCCGAGCGGUCCACUCGCACCCAGCAGAAGGAGUUCCAGUCCUACAUCUUGGACAGCGUCAUGGAGCACCUGCUCGCUGCCGAUGUCCUCAUGGGCGAGGAGGCGUCACUGCCCAUCACCAGUGGGGGGAGCUAUCAGAUCCUGGUCAACAACGUCUUCUACUUCACGCAGCGUGUGGUGGACAAGCUGUGGCAGGGCAUGUUCAACAAGGAGUCCAAGCUAGUGGUGGAGUUCAUCGUGCAGCUCAUUGGACAGUCCAAGAGGAGGUCCCAAGGCUUGUCCCUGGACCCUGUGUACCACUGCCUGAACCGGACCAUCCUGUACCAGCUCUCCCGGCCGCACAAGACCGUCCCUCAGCAGGUGGCCCUGCUGGACUCUCUGCGCGUGCUCACCAUCAACCGCAACCUCGUCCUGGGCCCCGGCAACCACGACCAGGAGUUCGUCGCCUGCCUGGCCCACUGCUUCAUCAACCUGCACGCGGGGAGCAGCGCGGAGGGGUUCGGCCUGGAAGCAGAGGCACGUAUGACCACCUGGCACGUCAUGAUGCCAUCCGAGUCCGAAACCGAUGCGCCACACAGCCAGGACGUCAGCGAAGGCCGCCAGCUCCUGCUGAAGGCGGUGAACCGCGUCUGGACGGAGCUGAUGAUCAGCAAGAGGCAGAUGCUGGAGGACAUCUUCAAAGUGACUCUGCCCGCCAACGAGCGCGGCCACGUGGACAUCGCCUCCGCCCGCACGCUCAUCGAGGAGCCGGCCGCCAAGAGCUGGCAGAACCACCUGGCCCACGAGAAGAAGUGCAUCAGCAGGGGCGAGGCGGUGGCCCCCGUCACCCAGUCCAAGCUGUCCCGCGUCAGCAGCGGCUUCGGCCUCUCCAAACUGACCGGGGCGCGGCGCAGCAGGAAGGAGAGCAGCAUGAACAAGAACAACCUCUCGGCACAGGAAACUUUCCAGUGGAUGUUCACACACAUCGCAGUUGUUCGGGACCUGGUUGCCAUGCAGUACAAAGAGUACCAAGAGAGGCAGCAGAACGCACUGAAGUACGUGACGGAGGAGUGGGCGGGGAUCGAGUACGAGCUGCUGCGGGAGAGGGGCCUGUGGGGCCCGCCCAUCGGCUCCCACCUGGACAAGUUCCAGCUGGACAUGACGGAGGGGCCGUGCCGCAUGAGGAAGAAGAUGGUGCGCAACGACCUCUUCUACAUCCACUACCCCUACGUGCCCGACAGCGAGCCCAACACCAGCUCCCAGCUUGACUCCACUCAAAGCCCCCCUCCUGUACCCCUUUUCGCCUCUCCGGCUCUCAUCCCACUCCAGAAACCGGUCCGCUACCGCCGAGCCAUCAGCUACGACAGCAAGGAGUACUACAUGCGGCUGCUGUCCGGGAACCCGGGAAUGUACCAGCACUCCAUCGAGCAGAGCUCCGAGAGAGAGACCGCCCAGCACGAGCCCGAGCAUGGGGAGGACACCAUCGCCAGGGUCAAAGGCCUGGUGAAGGCCCCCCUAAAGCGGUCACGCUCCACAGCGGAGGGGACGGACGAGGACAACCAGGAGCUGCCGCAGGACCAGCUGCAGGAGUUGGCAGGCAUGGACGAGGAGGAGAAGACGGACCACACCUCGCUGCUGAGGCUGCUGGAGGAGGGGGAGAAGAUCCAGCACAUGUACCGCUGCGCCCGUGUGCAAGGCCUGGACACCAGCGAGGGCCUGCUGCUCUUCGGGAAGGAGCACUUCUACGUGAUCGACGGCUACACCAUGACCGUCACCCGGGAGAUCCGAGACAUCGACACGCUACCCGCCAACAUGCACGAGGCCAUCAUCCCCAGGGGGGCACGCCAGGGGCAGAGCCAGCUGAAGAGGACCUGCAGCAGCUUUGCCUAUGAGGACAUCAAAGAGGUGCACAAGCGCCGCUACCUGCUGCAGCCCAUGGCGGUAGAGGUCUUUUCCGGGGAUGGACGAAAUUACCUGUUGGCAUUCCAGAAAGGAGUCCGAAACAAAGUCUACCAGAGGUUCUUGGCAGUGGUGCCUUCCCUGGCCGACAGCUCAGAGUCCGUGUCUGGCCAACGCCCCAACACCAGCGUAGAGCAAGGGUCUGGCCUGCUGAGCACUCUGGUGGGUGAGAAGUCUGUGACACAAAGAUGGGAGAGAGGGGAGAUCAGCAACUUCCAGUACCUUAUGCACCUCAACACCUUGGCAGGCCGGUCUUACAACGACCUGAUGCAGUACCCCGUCUUCCCCUGGAUCCUGGCCGACUACGACUCGGAGGAGCUGGACCUCACCAAUCCCAAGACGUUCCGUAACCUGGCCAAGCCCAUGGGCGCCCAGACGGACGACAGGCUGACCCAGUACAAGAAGAGGUUCAAAGACUGGGAGGACCCUAAUGGCGAAACUCCUGCCUACCACUACGGCACACACUACUCGUCAGCCAUGAUCGUGGCAUCGUACCUGGUCAGGAUGGAGCCGUUCACACAGAUCUUCCUCAGAUUACAGGGAGGUCACUUCGAUCUGGCCGACAGGAUGUUCCACAGCGUCCGAGAGGCUUGGCUGUCCGCCUCCAAGCACAACAUGGCCGACGUCAAGGAGCUCAUCCCUGAAUUCUUCUACCUCCCAGAGUUCCUGCUCAACUCCAACAACUUUGACCUCGGCAGCAAACAGAACGGCACCAGGCUGGGGGACGUGAUCCUGCCCCCGUGGGCAAAGGGCGACCCCAGGGAAUUCAUCCGGGUCCAUCGAGAGGCCCUGGAGUGUGACUACGUGAGCGCGCACCUGCACGAGUGGAUCGACCUGAUCUUCGGCUUCAAGCAGCAGGGCGCCCCGGCGGUGGAGGCCGUCAACGUCUUCCACCACCUCUUCUACGAGGGCCAGGUGGACAUCUACAACAUCAACGACCCGCUCAAGGAGACCGCCACCAUCGGCUUCAUCAACAACUUCGGCCAGAUCCCCAAACAGCUGUUCAAGAAGCCACACCCACCCAAGCGUGUGCGCAGCAGGUCCAAUGGGGAGAUCCCGGGCAUGCCCGUGUCCCUCAACUCAGCCACAGACAAGAUCUUCUUCCACCACCUGGACAACCUGCGGCCCUCAUUGGCCCCCGUCAAAGAGCUGAAGGAGCCGGUGGGGCAGAUCGUUUGCACAGACAAAGGCGUCCUGGCCGUGGAGCAGAACAAGGUCCUGGUACCCCCCGCCUGGAACAAAACCUUCGCCUGGGGCUACGCUGACCUCAGCUGCCGGCUGGCCAACUACGAGUCAGACAAGGCGGUCAUUGUAUACGAGUGCUUGUCCGAAUGGGGUCAGAUCCUGUGUGCCAUCUGUCCCAACCCGAAGCUGGUCAUCACUGGUGGCACGAGCACAGCCAUCUGUGUGUGGGAGAUGGGCACCUCCAAAGAGAGGGCCAAGACGCUCACCCUCAAACAGGCCUUGCUGGGCCACACGGACGCGGUGACGUGCCUGACGGCCUCCUCGGCGUACCACAUCGUCGUGAGCGGCUCGCGGGACCGCACCUGCAUCAUCUGGGACCUGAACAAGCUGGCCUUCAUCACCCAGCUGAGGGGGCACCGCGCCCCGGUCUCCGCCCUCUGUAUCAACGAGCUCACGGGUGACAUCGUGUCCAGCGCGGGGACCUACAUCCACGUGUGGAGCAUCAACGGCAGCCCCCUGGUCAGCGUGAACACCUUCACCGGCCGCAGCCAGCAGAUCCUGUGCUGCUGCGUGUCCGAGAUGAACGAGUGGGACACGCAGAACGUCAUCGUCACCGGCCACUCGGACGGCGUCGUGCGGUUCUGGAGGAUGGAGUUCCUGCAGGUGCCUGAGACCCCCGCUCCAGAACCCCAGGAGCCCCCUGAGGUGCCCGACUGCUGCACUGAGGAAAAGAUGGAUGGCCGCGAGGCUCACGAUGACGACAGCAGCGAGUCGGAGGGCGAGGACCAGAGCAUGAGCCAGGAGCCCAAGCCCAGGCCCGCCCACGGGCAGGCUGGCCGCCCCGCCCACCACCGGCACAAGGGCGCCGCGGGCCGGCCCGGGGCCUCCUGGUCGGGCGACAGCGGCUCGGACGACUCGCGGCGCUGGUCCGACACCCUCAGCCUGGACGAGAAGGACGGCUUCGUGUUCGUCAAUUACUCCGGGGGCCAGACGCGGCCCGGCCACCACCACCAGCCCCCGCACGCCGUCCCGUACAGCGGGGUACCUCAGCCCCUGCAGCCCACCAAUAUGGAGGCUCGCACCUACAACCAGCUCAGGCCCGGCUACAGAUGGGAGCGCCAGCUGGUGUUCCGGAGCAAGCUCACCAUGCACACGGCGUUCGACCGCAAGGACAACGCCCACCCCGCCGAAAUCACCUCGCUGGCCAUCUCCAAGGAUCACAGCAAGAUCCUGGUCGGGGACGGGCGGGGCCGGGUCUUCAGCUGGUCUGUGAGUGACCAGCCGGGCCGGUCGGCCGCUGACCACUGGGUGAAGGACGAGGGGGGAGACAGCUGCUCCGGCUGCACCGUGCGCUUCUCCCUGACCGAGAGGAGGCACCACUGCAGGAACUGCGGCCAGCUCUUCUGUCAGAAGUGCAGUCGCUUCCAGUCGGACAUUAAGCGUCUGAAAAUCUCCUCUCCGGUUCGUGUGUGUCAGAACUGUUACUACAACCUUCAGCAUGAGCGUGGGUCCGAGGACGGAUCCCGAAACUAGCCCACCCCCC
Messenger RNA from Megalops cyprinoides (Indo-Pacific tarpon), 10804 nucleotides. It is a transcript of the gene wdfy3, whose product is annotated as WD repeat and FYVE domain containing 3. Gene Ontology annotation, molecular function: protein binding; metal ion binding. NCBI's taxonomy places the organism in Eukaryota, Metazoa, Chordata, Actinopteri, Elopiformes, Megalopidae. The record is from RefSeq and is a predicted model, not a curated record. The transcript is spliced from 66 exons. Bases 79 to 10794 code for a protein of 3571 amino acids.